Messenger RNA from Olea europaea var. sylvestris, 1188 nucleotides. RefSeq names its product mitochondrial inner membrane protease subunit 1. The transcript has 5 exons. The record is from RefSeq and is a predicted model, not a curated record. Gene Ontology annotation, molecular function: serine-type endopeptidase activity. The coding region runs from base 285 to 794 and encodes 169 amino acids. NCBI's taxonomy places the organism in Eukaryota, Viridiplantae, Streptophyta, Magnoliopsida, Lamiales, Oleaceae. Gene Ontology annotation, cellular component: mitochondrial inner membrane peptidase complex; membrane.
CCUGCCAUCCCUGAUUUGGAGUCUAUACUCCUUCGAACAUUGCCAAACUAAUUAGGGUAUUGAAAAAUGUCUACUGUUUGAACCUUCUCCUCAUCCACUCAAAUUCUUCUGUAGUUGCUUCUGCCCAAACCAAAAAAAUAAAAAAAUAAAAUUUUACCUCCAAGAAUACAACUACUACCAAUCUACCAUGAAGGGGACGAGACUAUGAUAGCAGAGUAAGAAUCAACACAAAAAGAGAUAGAAAGGGAAAUAUUUGAAUCUGGGCUCGAGAAUUGGACUCAAAUAUGAGAGCACAAUUCUUCCAAUUCACGCAAAGAUGGAAAUCAACAGCCAAAGAAGCCAUGGAUCACACCAUCCUUUUCGCCAAAUUCCUUUGCCUCUUACACGUUACCAACAAUUAUCUCUGCUCGCCUACUCUGGUGUAUGGACCGAGCAUGCUACCUACGUUGAAUUUAACUGGCGACGUGUUGUUGGUGGAGAAGAUGUCGCAUUUGCUUGGAAUGGUGGGGCCGGGCGACGUCGUUUUAGUGCGGUCGCCGGAGAACCCUAGGAAAACAAUUACGAAGCGCAUUGUGGGCAUGGAGGGUGAUAAGGUCACCUUCUUAGUGGACCCCAAUCAUAGUGAUCGCUCUCACUCCCUCGUGGUGCCUAAGGGCCAUGUGUGGAUACAGGGAGAUAAUAUCUAUGCGUCGAAGGAUUCACGGCACCUUGGGCCAAUCCCUUAUGGUCUGAUCCUGGGAAAGGUUUUUUGUAGAGUUUGGCCACCUGAAGGGUUUGGCUUGUUGGAGCAAUAAGAAUGAUAGAAUUAUAACUUAAGCUAGAGCUUCCCGGAGGCUCCACUUUCUGAUCAAUCAGUUGCUUUAUUUAUGCCUUCAUUCAUCAGAAUUCAUGCCCGCAGCUGCUGCUAGAAACCAUGGACUGCAUAAAUUAUUCGCACGGAAAUGUUUAGGAAGAUUCAAUUAAGAAAAUGAACUCUUCCACCGAGAAGCAUCUUGCUGCGGCUUAUGAAGAUGAACAUUACCUUGUAACUAUAAAUUUUUAGCUAUGACUGAGCACAUGAUGAAUCCAUUUGGCUCCGAUGAUAUGUGCAAUACAAAUAUUUCUUGCAGAGAUCACAAUUUAUGUCAUGACGUGUUUUGUAAUUUGUUUUAAGGUUUUUUUUUGCAUUAGUUGGAGAAUGUCCCUUCA